Molecule: messenger RNA, 12831 nt
Organism: Mirounga angustirostris (Northern elephant seal)
Lineage: Eukaryota; Metazoa; Chordata; Mammalia; Carnivora; Phocidae
Product: phospholipid-transporting ATPase ABCA1
Exons: 43
Coding region: 3629-9598 (1989 amino acids)
Biological process (GO): transmembrane transport; phospholipid efflux
Cellular component (GO): membrane; intracellular membrane-bounded organelle
Molecular function (GO): phosphatidylserine floppase activity; ATP binding; ATP hydrolysis activity
Source: RefSeq, a predicted model, not a curated record
UUUUUCUCUACCCCAAGUGUGGCUUAGAGGGUCCUUUUGAUUUGAAUAUCACGUGACGCAUAAAAUCAAUUUUAGAAGCAUCCGUGAACUUAAAAGUCAUCUGAUUUGAGCUCCUUCCUUUAGAGAUGAAGAAACCAAGAUGCGGAGAUGUCUCAGAGCUAAUUAGUUUGUGGCUGAAGUCCCGGUACCUAGUCUGGAACUUUCUCCCAGUGUUACUCUCUGAACCCAGCAAGGCCAGUCUUUUUACCAAAACGUUUGUUUGCUAACUAAAGGGGAUGGCGUGUAGCCCUAAUUCAGACCUUCCCCUGUAAACACCUGGCCUCUGACAUUCGCCUUUGGAAAUGCCAUUUCUUGACAAACAUUAAGACGCGUUUGCCUUUUGAGUCUGCAUGUUGACAGACGUAUCAGAAUAACUUUAUAUGUGCAAGAUCAGGGGGGCCUGUAGGUGCUGGCAAAAGCUGUUAACCUUUUCUCUGCCUGCCGGCCAGGGUGACCCUCACACACAGGACACCCAGCCUUGUUGCGGGUUAGACUUGGAGAAGAGGAGCUGUUUGGAGCCCAGAGUGUAAGGAGCUGAGCCGGGGGGCGGCCGUCAGAAAUAGUCAGGCCUAAAUGUCUGGGACAGUGGAUAGGGAUAAUGUUCUCAGCCUUGGUCCAGCCUUUUUUGAAUCGUUUCUCUAAAUCAUUUUUUGGUAUUUGCUUUAUUUUUCUCAAAUAUCAAAAUUUAGGUUUCCGAGAAUAAACGUAUCGUACGUCCAUGAUGGCAAGUGCAGAGCAUUUGGAAAACACGGAGAUUAAGCCCUGUUGACAAUUUGGCAUAUUGCAUUUAGUUCAGUUUUCUUUUUUCUUUGAAUUCUGCUCAUGGGUGUCUGGCUGAAGAGGCUUGGGUUUUGGGUCCCUUUCGGGAGAAGUCCUUUAGAGCCUGCCAUUUGUUAUUCUGCUUGUGAAUGCUGGUGACCUUUAGGUAGGUGCAGAAGCUGGGUCACCUGGGGCUCUUCCAGAAAGAAAAACAGAAAGUGACCUGCAAGUGCAUAGCCGUUGCUCCAGGGUCCUGCUAGUGAGCACCAGCAUACCCUGUGCUCUCCCAGCUUUCCUCCCAGCCUUAGAGCAAGCAGAGCGGAGCCUGUGACGUGGGAGGGUGUCUCUAAAUUUAGGGUCUGGGUACAGUGUUUUCUCUUACAUCACUGGUCUGCCUUUUGUCCAGGGUAAGAAAAAUAAUUGAAAGCAUGUGAUGUUUCCAUUGCUGAUGAGGCAGAAAGUCUCCACUGAGCCAUGUAUCAUUUUUCUUGGCAGCUGCUUCCCUGUGCCCUGCUUGCUCCCUGGGCCAGGGCAAGCAAGGGCCACCCACUGCUCUCUGUGGAACACCUUCAAGUAACCAUGACCAUGAGUUACUUAUUGUCAAACUUGUUAUUUCCCUGAGACAGAUGGGGAGAAGAUAAAUAUAUGCACAUGUGUAUCUGUUCAGUGUUCGAAAGAAAGUUGGAUGUUUUGACCAAAGUACCACCCUUGAAAGGAAAAGGGAGCUAACAGUUUCUGAGGCCCUCCACCUGAUUCAUGCAGUUUCACCCCAUUUCCCUAUAUGUUCACAUGACAAAUGUGAGUGGGUCUUAUUCUGCCCACUUUACAGAUGGCACGGAGGCUCAGAAGAGUGGGACUCACAGUCAUCUAGGUAGUUAAUUGGCAAAAACUAGGAUUUGAACCCAGGACUGUUGGACUACAAACCCCAUGUUCUUGCUGCUAGAGCCUACUUUUUGUGUGAUGAACUCUGGUGGAAACUAGACUAGAAUAGAAAGGAUACCCUUCAAAGAAGGAAAUGCGGAUUAACAGGGCCUGGCAGUUGGGUAGCAAUGGGGACUUUAGGAACCAGAUGAGUGAAAGCUGCAUGAGCUCCACAUCUGGGUGACAGGGAAGGUGUGCCUGAUGUGAUGGGGAAGGCAGGACGGGGAGCCCCCUAGUUAUCUCUUCAGCCCCUACCAGGGGCCUGACAUUGCUAGAUGGUGGGGUCUCAGAAGCGAGCACACUAGCUUUCCUGUUCUCAUGGGGCUUGCGUGGUGGGAGAUAGAAAUAAACAGGUCAGCAUAUAAUGUGCUGAAGAAAAAUAAAGCAGGGUAAGAAGGAUAGAGGGUGCUUGAGGUAUUGUUUCAACGGGGUGAUUAGAGGCGUCCUCUCUGACAAGGUGACAGUUGAACCUGAAGAAAUGACCAUACAUUGUCCACUCCAAGCAGGAACAGAUACAAAGACACUGAUGUGUAGGGCAUGAUGAAGGAAGGUAUUUAAAGACCCGGGAAGGAGGAUGGUGUGGCCAGAACAGAGGGAGCAAGGGAGAGGGUGCUGGGAGCUGAGGUCGGAGAGGGAGGUGAGCACCGUGCAGGCCUGGUAAGGCUGGAUUUAAGCUGAGCAAGAUGGUAAGCCAGUGGGGGGUUGGAGCACAGGGUAUAUGAUGUGACCUAGAGUAUGAGACUGUUAACAGUUUGGCUGUUAACUUGAGAUGAGACUAAGGUGGGGGCACGGGAAGAAGGGGGCCAUUGCAGUGUCUUGAGAAAGUAGUCAGCCAGCCAUUCAGUUGCUCCACAGAUGAUUAUCAAACACCGUCUUCCGUGGGCUGGAGGACAAAUGGCCACCCUUCCCUGUGAGUGGGAGUGCUUCACAGAACAAGUGUGGAGCAUGAGCCGAGGUGUGGAAAAAUGAGUAGGAGUUCCCCCCAAGACAGGUGCUGGGAAGAGCUGACAGUUUGGAGUAACUCCGUCAUUCUGGUGCCUCUGUCCAAAGAUGUACUGGUUUUAUGUGGGAAGAAGUUUGUUCUUUCGGUUGGGGGCUGGUGGUAGUGAGGCAACCUCUGGAAAGAGAAGUGAGUGGCUCUCACUCACUGUCAUUAAAAAAUCUCCAGUGCUGUUUACCCACCAACAAAAGGAAAGGUGGUCUGGCUACCUCUGCCCUCCCUGUCCAAAUACCUCAUCCAAGUGAUGAAAAGAUAAAGUAAGGAAAAGCUAGCCACCCAAUUGUGUUCUUGUAGUAUAUAUCAGAUGCUCCCUAUUUGGAGGGAGAAAAGUUUGUGACCUCUGACCUACCCCUGGAGUGCCUGGUUUCCCCCUGGAGGCAGAAGGCAAAGUCAGGAUCUACAGUACCAAGGAGCAUGUGACCCAAAGGAACCAGAAGGCUGAGAUGGAAAACUGGGCACACGGUAUCAGAAUCUAGGCGUUCUACAGGGGAUGGGCAGGGCCCUGGGUCUCUCCCCUCUGCCCUCCAUGGCUCAGUCUUCGGGGUGGUGAAAACAUGCAGUGACAUUUCAAGGAAUGUAGAGAUUUAUUACUGAUUUAUUGUGAAAUGUGUAGAAAUGCAAAGUGUGUGAUAAGUAUUUAAUCCCGUGCUGUCGAACACCUCACUGAGACCACGAUGGGCACUUCACACAUACCACCUUCCCUCCCAGGGGCAGAGGCGUCCUCAGUUUCCACGGGGAAGUUUAAGGUGUUUUAGAAAUAAGGAUGUGCUCUAGGGUGUGAGCAGUUCCUGAAGGAUGUAUAUGAACACAGUGGCUAUUCAGAGAAAGCCUUCUCUUCCGUCAACUAGAAGAUAAUCCAAAUGGAAUAAAGCCCAUCACCAGAGGCUCCACUGACUUCUGCUGUUCAGCAUGAACAGCUGGAGCGACAUGCGGCAGGAGGUCAUGUUCCUGACCAGCGUGAACAGCUCCAGCUCGUCCACCCAGAUAUACCAAGCCGUGUCCCGCAUUGUCUGUGGCCAUCCCGAGGGCGGGGGCCUGAAGAUUAAGUCCCUCAACUGGUAUGAGGACAACAACUACAAAGCUCUCUUUGGCGGCAACGGCACGGAUGAAGAUGCUGACAGCUUUUAUGACAAUUCUACAACUCCUUACUGCAAUGAUCUGAUGAAGAAUUUGGAGUCCAGUCCCCUUUCCCGCAUCAUAUGGAAAGCUCUCAAGCCUCUGCUUGUUGGGAAGAUCCUGUAUACACCUGACACUCCAGUCACAAGGCAGGUUAUGGCCGAGGUGAACAAGACCUUUCAGGAACUGGCUGUGUUUCAUGAUGUGCAAGGCAUGUGGGAAGAGCUCAGCCCCAAGAUCUGGACCUUCAUGGAGAGUAACCCGGAGAUGGACCUUGUUCGGACACUGUUGGACAGCAGAAGCAAUGACCACUUUUGGGAACAGCAGUUGGAUGGCUUAGACUGGACUGCCAAAGAUAUCCUGGCAUUUCUGGCCAAGCACCCAGAGGAUGUCCAGUCUGCUAAUGGCUCUGUGUACACCUGGAGAGAAGCUUUCAAUGAGACUGACCAGGCAAUCCAGACCAUCUCUCGCUUCAUGGAGUGUGUCAACUUGAAUAAGCUCGAACCGGUAGCAACAGAAGUCCGGCUCAUCAGCAAGUCCAUGGAGUUGCUGGACGAGCGGAAGUUCUGGGCCGGUAUCGUGUUCACCGGAAUCACUCCUGACAGUGUGGAGUUGCCCCGUCAUGUCAAGUACAAGAUCCGAAUGGACAUUGACAAUGUGGAGAGGACAAAUAAAAUCAAGGAUGGGUACUGGGACCCCGGUCCUCGGGCUGACCCCUUUGAGGAUAUGCGGUAUGUCUGGGGGGGCUUUGCCUACUUACAAGAUGUGGUGGAACAGGCGAUCAUCAGGGUGCUGACGGGCACCGAGAAGAAAACUGGUGUCUAUGUGCAGCAGAUGCCCUACCCCUGUUAUGUCGAUGACAUCUUCCUGCGGGUGAUGAGCCGGUCCAUGCCCCUGUUCAUGACGCUGGCCUGGAUCUACUCCGUGGCUGUGAUCAUCAAGGGCAUCGUGUAUGAGAAGGAGGCGCGGCUGAAGGAAACCAUGCGCAUCAUGGGCCUGGACAACGGCAUCCUGUGGUUCAGCUGGUUCAUCAGUAGCCUCAUUCCUCUGCUCAUGAGCGCCGGCCUGCUUGUGGUCAUCCUGAAAUUAGGAAACCUGCUGCCCUACAGUGACCCCAGCGUGGUGUUUGUCUUUCUGUCCAUGUUCGCCGUGGUGACCAUCCUGCAGUGUUUCCUGAUCAGCACACUCUUCUCAAGAGCCAACCUGGCGGCAGCCUGUGGGGGCAUCAUCUACUUCAUUCUCUACCUGCCCUACGUGCUGUGCGUGGCAUGGCAAGACUAUGUGGGCUUCACGCUCAAGAUCUUUGUGAGCCUGCUGUCUCCUGUGGCUUUCGGGUUUGGCUGCGAGUACUUUGCCCUUUUUGAGGAGCAGGGCAUUGGGGUGCAGUGGGACAACCUGUUUGAGAGCCCCGUGGAGGAAGAUGGCUUCAACCUCACCAUUUCAGUCUCCAUGAUGCUGUUCGACACCUUCCUCUAUGGAGUGAUGACGUGGUACAUCGAGGCUGUCUUUCCAGGCCAGUAUGGAAUCCCCAGGCCUUGGUAUUUUCCUUGCACCAAAUCCUACUGGUUCGGUGAGGAAAGUGAUGAGAAGAGCCACCCUGGUUCCAGCCAGAAGGGAGCAUCAGAAAUCUGCGUGGAGGAGGAGCCCACACACCUGAAGCUGGGCGUGUCCAUUCAGAACCUGAUGAAGGUUUACCGGGAUGGCAUGAAGGUGGCUGUUGAUGGCCUGGCCUUGAAUUUCUAUGAGGGCCAGAUCACCUCCUUCCUGGGCCACAAUGGAGCUGGGAAGACCACCACCAUGUCAAUCCUGACCGGGUUGUUCCCUCCCACCUCGGGCACUGCCUACAUCCUGGGAAAAGACAUUCGCUUUGAGAUGAGCACCAUCCGGCAGAACCUGGGGGUCUGCCCCCAGCAUAACGUGCUGUUUGACAUGCUGACUGUGGAAGAACACAUCUGGUUCUAUGCGCGGCUGAAGGGGCUCUCGGAGAAGCAUGUGAAAGCAGAGUUGGAGCAGAUGGCCUUGGAUGUCGGUUUGCCACCCAGCAAACUGAAAAGCAAAACAAGUCAGCUGUCAGGCGGAAUGAAGAGAAAGCUGUCUGUGGCUUUGGCCUUUGUUGGGGGAUCCAAGGUUGUCAUUCUGGACGAGCCCACAGCCGGUGUGGACCCUUACUCCCGCAGGGGAAUAUGGGAGCUCCUGCUGAAAUACCGACAAGGCCGCACCAUUAUUCUCUCCACGCACCACAUGGAUGAAGCAGACAUCCUGGGGGACAGGAUUGCCAUCAUUUCCCAUGGGAAGCUGUGCUGUGUGGGCUCCUCCCUAUUUCUGAAGAACCAGCUGGGAACAGGCUACUACCUGACCCUGGUUAAGAAGGAUGUGGAAUCCUCCCUCAGUUCCUGCAGAAAUAGCAGUAGCACUGUGUCGUACCUGAAAAAGGUGGUGCCUGAGCUUCCCCCAGCUGGGCAGAGUGGAGGCAGAGGAGGAGAGGUGCAGAGGCUGGUGGCGCUGACUCAAGAUGUCUCGGCCAUCUCCAACCUCAUCAGGAAGCACGUGGCUGAGGCCCGGCUAGUGGAAGACAUUGGGCAUGAACUGACUUACGUGCUGCCCUACGAAGCUGCCAAGGAGGGGGCCUUUGUGGAACUCUUCCAUGAGAUUGAUGACCGGCUCUCAGACCUGGGCAUCUCCAGUUACGGCAUCUCGGAGACAACCCUGGAAGAAAUAUUUCUCAAAGUGGCCGAAGAGAGUGGGGUGGAUGCUGAGACCUCGGAUGGCACCUUGCCAGCAAGACGAAACAGACGGGCCUUCGGGGACAAGCAGAGCUGCCUUCGCCCAUUCACUGAAGAUGAUGCUAUUGAUCCUAAUGAUUCUGAUGUAGACCCAGAAUCCAGAGAAACAGACCUGCUCAGCGGGAUGGACGGCAAAGGCUCCUACCAGGUGAAGGGCUGGAAGCUCACACAGCAGCAGUUUGUGGCCCUUCUGUGGAAGAGGCUGCUGAUUGCCAGACGGAGUCGGAAGGGAUUCUUUGCUCAGAUCGUCCUACCAGCUGUGUUUGUCUGCAUUGCCCUGGUGUUCAGCUUGAUCGUGCCCCCCUUUGGCAAGUACCCCAGCCUGGAACUUCAGCCCUGGAUGUACAACGAACAGUACACGUUCGUCAGUAACGAUGCUCCCGAGGACACGGGCACCCAGGAGCUCUUGAAUGCCCUCACCAGACACCCCGGCUUCGGGACCCGCUGUAUGGAAGGAAAUCCAAUCCCAGACAUGCCCUGCUCGGUGGGGGAGGAGGAGUGGACCACCGCCCCCGUUCCCCAGACCAUCACGGACCUCUUCCAAAAUGGGAACUGGACGAUGGAGAACCCCUCACCCACCUGCCAGUGUAGCAGUGACAAAAUCAAGAAGAUGCUGCCCGUGUGUCCCCUGGGGGCAGGGGGGCUGCCUCCUCCACAAAGAAAACAGAACACUGCAGACAUCCUUCAGAACCUGACGGGAAGAAACAUUUCGGAUUAUCUGGUGAAGACCUAUGUGCAGAUCAUAGCCAAAAGUUUAAAGAACAAGAUCUGGGUGAAUGAGUUUAGGUAUGGAGGGUUCUCCCUGGGUGCCAGUAAUUCUCAUUCACUUCCUUCAAGUCAAGAAGUUAAUAAUGCCAUCAAGCAAGUGAAGAAGCACUUAAAGCUGGCCAAGGACAGUUCUGCAGAUCGAUUUCUCAGCAGCUUGGGGAGGUUCAUGACAGGACUGGACACGAAAAAUAACGUCAAGGUGUGGUUCAACAACAAGGGCUGGCAUGCCAUCAGCUCUUUCCUGAACGUCAUCAACAAUGCCAUUCUGCGGGCCAGCCUGCAGAAGGGAGAGAACCCCAGCCAGUAUGGGAUUACUGCCUUCAAUCACCCCCUGAAUCUCACCAAGCAGCAGCUCUCGGAAGUGGCUCUGAUGACCACGUCAGUGGAUGUCCUUGUGUCCAUCUGUGUCAUCUUCGCGAUGUCCUUCGUCCCGGCCAGCUUUGUUGUGUUCCUGAUCCAAGAGCGGGUCAGCAAAGCGAAGCACCUGCAGUUCAUCAGUGGAGUAAAACCUGUCAUCUACUGGCUUUCCAAUUUCGUGUGGGAUAUGUGCAACUAUGUGGUCCCUGCCACGCUGGUCAUUAUCAUCUUCAUCUGCUUCCAGCAGAAGUCCUAUGUGUCCUCUACCAACCUGCCUGUGCUGGCCCUUCUACUUCUGUUGUACGGGUGGUCGAUCACACCUCUCAUGUACCCAGCCUCCUUCGUGUUCAAGAUCCCCAGCACAGCCUACGUGGUCCUCACCAGCGUGAACCUCUUCAUCGGGAUCAACGGCAGUGUGGCCACUUUUGUGCUGGAGCUUUUUACCAACAAUAAGCUGAAUAACAUCAAUGAUAUCCUGAAGUCUGUAUUCUUGAUCUUCCCACAUUUUUGCCUGGGACGGGGGCUCAUUGACAUGGUGAAAAACCAGGCAAUGGCUGACGCCUUGGAAAGGUUUGGGGAGAACCGUUUUGUUUCACCACUGUCCUGGGACUUAGUGGGACGGAACCUCUUCGCCAUGGCCGUGGAAGGGGUGGUAUUCUUCCUCAUCACUGUUCUCAUCCAGUACAGAUUCUUCAUCAGGCCCAGACCUGUAGAUGCAAAGCUUCCUCCUUUGAAUGAUGAGGAUGAAGAUGUGAAGCGGGAAAGACAGAGAAUUCUUGAUGGUGGAGGACAGAACGACAUCUUGGAAAUCAAGGAGCUGACUAAGAUAUAUAGAAGAAAGAGGAAGCCUGCCGUUGACAGGAUUUGCGUUGGCAUUCCGCCUGGCGAGUGCUUUGGACUUCUGGGGGUUAAUGGGGCUGGGAAAUCAUCAACUUUCAAGAUGUUAACUGGAGAUACCACUGUUACCAGAGGAGAUGCUUUCCUGAACAAAAAUAGUAUCUUAUCAGACAUCGAUGAAGUCCAUCAGAACAUGGGCUAUUGCCCUCAGUUCGAUGCCAUCACGGAGCUACUGACCGGAAGAGAGCACGUGGAGUUCUUUGCCCUCUUGAGAGGAGUCCCAGAGAAAGAAGUUGGCAAGGUUGGUGAAUGGGCAAUUCGGAAACUGGGCCUUGUAAAGUAUGGAGAAAAAUAUGCUGGCAACUACAGUGGAGGCAACAAGCGCAAGCUCUCAACGGCCAUGGCUCUGAUCGGCGGGCCCCCUGUCGUGUUUCUGGAUGAGCCUACCACAGGCAUGGACCCCAAAGCCCGGCGAUUCUUGUGGAAUUGUGCCCUAAGUAUUGUCAAGGAAGGCAGAUCAGUAGUGCUUACAUCUCAUAGUAUGGAAGAAUGUGAAGCUCUUUGCACUAGGAUGGCAAUUAUGGUCAAUGGGAGGUUCAGGUGUCUUGGCAGCGUCCAACAUCUGAAAAAUAGGUUUGGAGAUGGUUACACAAUCGUGGUACGGAUAGCAGGGUCCAACCCUGACCUGACGCCUGUCCAGGAGUUCUUCGGACUUGCCUUCCCGGGAAGUGUCCUCAAAGAGAAGCACCGGAACAUGCUACAGUACCAGCUUCCAUCUUCACUAUCUUCUCUGGCCAGGAUAUUCAGCAUCCUUUCCCAGAGCAAAAAGAGACUCCACAUAGAAGACUACUCUGUUUCUCAGACAACGCUUGACCAAGUAUUUGUAAACUUCGCCAAGGACCAAAGUGAUGAUGACCACUUGAAGGACUUGUCAUUACACAAAAACCAGACAGUAGUCGAUGUUGCAGUUCUCACAUCUUUUCUCCAGGAUGAGAAAGUGAAAGAAAGUUACGUAUGAAGAAUACUGUUCGUACAGGCUGACUAAAAGAAAGGAGGAACUAGCCCUUCCUCUGCACCAUGUGAAGUGUUCCAAAAGAAGAGCUGGAUGUUUUUUGUGGGAAGAAGUAAACUGGAUACUGUACUGAUACUAUUCAAUGCAAUGCAAUUCAAUGCAAUGAAAACAAAAUUCCAUUACAGGGGCAGUGCCUUUGUAGUCUAGGUCUCGUAUGGCUCUCAAGUGAAAAAGACUUGAAUUUAGUUUAUUACCUUAUACCUACGUGAAACUCUAGUAUGGAACCCAGCGGACAUAUGGGUUUGAAAUCAUGCUUUUUUUGUUGUUGUUCCUUUGUAUUCUCACUGGGGUUGCAACAAUAAUUAAUCAAGUAAUCAUGGCCAGUGAUUAUUUAUCAAAAUCAGAAGGCGUGUUACAUCUUCAUUCAUGAAGCCGUGCCAUGCCAGGAGACUGGUUUCCCGGCGACACAUCCAUUGCUGGCGAUGAGUGUGCCAGAAUGACUAGUGCCAAGUUGCCCAGAAAGCCUGAAGGACCGUGGUGUGUCGUGCACACUUUUGCAACAGCUGUUCUGCUUCAGGGUCCAUCAGCAUCGGUAUCAGGUGACAGAAUGGUGCCCUGGACGGGGGAAGCCCUCCAUUGUUUCCCUCUUUGAUGAGCUGCUCUGGUGUGGCCGUAACAUUGCAAGUGUGGGUAGCUCAAGACAGGUGAGACUUGGUUCCAUGGGUCUCCAGGGCCAUUUUUCUGGGACUCUUUAAAUAUACUUAGAUCCUGGUAAGCAGCAAAGAGCCGCCAGGGACUAAAGAGCUGGCUUGUUCAAACCUCGGGAGGCCUGUGUCCAUUUGUCCUGGUUGUCUGCUAACACGGUACAUUGCAUCUCAAGAUCUUCCUGUUUGACCCAAGUGUAGUGUUAUUUCUGGCUUUUUAAAUUAAUCUAGAAUAUGAAAGGAUAGAGUUGUAUUUUGACAAAAAUCUUUGUGCUUUUAAUGUUGUUUGGAAUCUUAAGUUCUGUCAGUGACUUGUGAAUCCCUUGGAAUGGCCUCUUUGUAGAACCCCGUGGCGUAGAGGAGUGGCCCCACUGCCUCACUAGCUUUAUUUCUCAUGGAAGCUUGCAGAGGGAACCUCUGAUUAGUGCCUGGUGACCAGAAAACAAUGUGGUGGUCAAGAUCUCGUGACAGCAUUAUAUUUGAGUUUAUUUAAGAUCAUUCAAAAUACUCUUAAUCUCCGCUUGUUAAUCAAGUAUUUUUUGAGUGUAUGUUGUAGCUGAAUUGACCGUGUAUGGAUGGAUUGGGUCUGGAGGAAUUAAGUCUCAGUAGAUAUCCUGUGCCAUGUUACUCAGCUAACAGGUUUACAAAUACAGGUUUUGUUGUUGUGGUUGUGGGAUCCCAGUGAAUACUGGGCAGCCUUUUUUUUUUUUUAAAUAGCAACAGUGCAAAAGCCAAAAAAGUCUGUCAUAAGGGUCACAAAACUAAACAAUGAAUACUUUCACAAAAAAGAUCAAUAACUUUAAAACUUGUUGAGUAACACAACUUGUGCUUAUGGGUAUAUUUGGUACUGUCAGAAAAUUGGCUUUGAAGAUCUUAGAUACCCCAUUCUGACAAUCUCAAAUUUUUCAUCUCUUUAGUCCUGAAUUUCUCAUGAAAAAAAUAAAAACAGCAAAUGCCCCCACAUGAAAUACAUUUGACUUUUCUGAUCCAGUCUUAUUUUUUUAGUCAAUAAACACUUUAAAAAAUAUUAUUUCACUAAUGCUUAAUGUGAUCUGUCUUGAGACAACAAAAAUAUGAGGGAAGUACUAUUGCGUGAAAUUCAAGCCAUCUUUCAAUAUCAUUACUAAUUUCUUUUUCUAAAAUUUAAAUACUAACUCUAAAGGUGUUAAGAUUUCACAUCUAUUUCAAAUCUGUUUUUUAAAAUUUACAGAAAGUUAUCACAUAACUUGUUUGGCAAAAGAAAAUGACUUAGAAAUUAAUGCCAAUAUUUUCUAAAAUGAUAAACAAGUAAUGAAGGCCCAUUUCCAGUAACUAUUGGCAUGAUGAGGUCAUUACAUUUUGUGCAGUCUUUAAUGAUAUAAAAUUCAUAAUUUAGUUUCUCCUGAUUUAAUAUUUUUCAAAAUCAAACUUUUGUUAGUUUUCCCAUUUCACUAGAAUCAUGUUCUAAUUCUCUAUUUUAUUAAAUCAGUGAGCAGCUCCUGGCUCUAAUUACUCUGACUUCAAGGCCAUAUUUUAAAAAAUUCAAAAGAGACUGUGAACUGUUUUGGAAAAAAAAAAAAUUCAAUAUAGAUUUCCAAGGAUCUCUUCUGAAGCUAGAAACAAUCUAUAGCUACACCCUGACUUCAUUGUUACCUUUUAAACUACCCAAAUAGUAAUCUUCUACAUUUUCCUGUGUAAACCUAAUUAUAGUAGAAUUUUUUACCAACUCUACUCAAGUAAAAUUUCUAUAUAUUCCCUGUGGAAAUAUAAGUAUGUGAGUUUCAGAAAUUCUCAAAAAAGUGUCCAAAGGUUGCCGCUUUUGCUUCUUUUGGACACCUUGGAAACUUUAUUAUCAACUGUGAAUAUGAAAAAUACAAAAGAAAACAAUCACAAAGCCCUUUAUACAUACAUAAACAUCCAGCACAGCUCAUUGUUAAAAAACAGCCAAACCUCAGACUACUGUAUUUCAAUCUCUGUACUGAAAGCGUGUGCAUUGUGGUGAUUAAAUGUUGCACGUCUUUCACUCACUGUAAUCAUUGACGAAAGGGAUUUGUCUGUUUUCUUCUUGUGGUUGUAUAUAUCAGGUAAAUUUUUUUCCAAAGAGCCAUGUGUCAUAUAUAAUAUUGAACCACUUUGAUACUGAGAUACUAAUUUGUACCCUUGUUACUAUUUACUAGUAAUAGUACUCUAGUAAUAUAGCUCUAAUUCUCUUCAAAAUUGUUGCAUCCCUUUUAUAGAAUGUUUCUAUUUCCAUAAGGAUUAAGUAUUCUCUCUUCUUAUACCCUAGGAUGAAGCUAUGUUUUUGUGCUUUUUCUUUAUCAUUGGCUCUUCAUUCCAAGCACUUUAUGCUGUCUCUAAUGGGAUCUAUUUUUGCACUGGAAUAUCUGAGAAUUGCAAAACUAGACAAAAGUUUCACAACAGAUUUCUAAGUUAAAUCAUUUUCAUUAAAAGGAAAAAAAGAAAAAAAAUUUUGUAUGUCAAUAACUUUAUAUGAAGUAUUAAAAAAAAGGCAUAUUUCUAUGUUGUAAUGAGUCACGAAAUAAAGCUGUGACCGUU